UCUCUCUCCCCCCCUCUCUCUCUCUCUCUCUCUCUCUGAAGUGGGAUAAUGUUCACCCCUACACCCCUGAAAGUAAUUAAGUCGUAUUCCAUCUCUGGCUCACUCGUCUUCUUUUCCCUCGCUUCUCACACUUCUCUCUCUCCUCUGGAAUUCCUUCCGUGUGUCUUCUCUUCCCUUUUUAUUUUCCUCGUCGUGCUUUGGGCCCUUUACUUUUUACCUUUGGCUCUUUUUUCUUCACCUGGUCUUCUGGUCAGUUCACCCACCGUUGCAUGUGUUUUCCCUCCGUUCUUCAUCAUGAGUCCAGGGAUUCCACGGUCAGAAGAAAAGACGAGAAGAUCGAUUGACGGCAGUCUAGAUCACAGUCUGGGACGGGGCGUCGAGGCCGAAGGACCCCCGCCACUCAGAAAUUACAUCUUUUUGACCAUUUUCACCUGUUUCUGUCCAGCAUGGCCCAUCAACAUCGUGGCUUUGGUCUUCUCCAUGAUGUCUCAGAGCAGCUACGAUAAUGAGGAUUACGACGGCUCUCAGCGGUUGGGGAGGAAGGCCCUGCACAUGGGCAUCGCCUCGCUCAUCAUCGGCCUGCUCAUCAUCAUGAUCUUCUGCAUCGUGCACUUCACUACGAAUCCAAUCUGAUGGUGCAGAAGAAGCCUUAAAGGGAUUCUCUCACCUCCGUCUCCAUCUCCAUGAGCUCUGGUGGACUGACAGCAGAAAGAAGGACAACACCGUCCUCCAUCACGCCAACACUACGGACACACCACGGGCUGUUUUUUCUGUUUUUUCCGUUUUAAGGCGUCUUUUGCUCUCAUGAGUGCACGUUCUGCUACAGAGGAGCAGCCGGAGGAGCUCAGUCAUCUACUUUAUAUGUCUUACUGAUCUCACCUUAAUCGAGUUUACGCGUAUUUGCUAGUUUACUAGUUGAGUAGAGCUUAAUCAGGAGAGUAUUAAUCAACAUGAAAACACGAAAAACAUGACAUCAAAUCACACUGCCUGUCAAAGGUUUGGGGACACUUAGCAAGUAUUGUUUGAUUUUUACUGUUAUUUUUCAAUAAAAUAAGAAGAAAAUCACUGUAAAUGUUUAUUAUAAAGCAGCUCUGCGCGUCUUCAACACUCAAGCUGUGAGUGGGCGGGGCUAAACUCCUGCAGGCUGAAUGGGUGAAUGUAUCGCUGUUG
Messenger RNA from Pygocentrus nattereri (red-bellied piranha), 1170 nucleotides. RefSeq names its product transmembrane protein 233. The coding region runs from base 49 to 633 and encodes 194 amino acids. The transcript has 3 exons. Lineage: Eukaryota; Metazoa; Chordata; Actinopteri; Characiformes; Serrasalmidae. Gene Ontology annotation, cellular component: membrane. The record is from RefSeq and is a predicted model, not a curated record.